AUGGUCUCCAUGCCUCCACUUCGACUUGAACGAGGUCAGUCCUCCGGUUCUUUUGCUUUUCUCGAGUCUGCUCCAUCUCCGGCGAGUCUGAUCGCAAAAAAAACGUGUCGCUACUGCGGUACUUCAGUGGGGAAGAGCAAGGGAAGGAGAAAAGAGGGCUUCGAAGAUGGUUGGAAGAGACCCCCGCUUCCCUAUGGUGCCAUCGACAAGUGGACGUGGAAUUCUGGGGCCCGAAGUCCCGACGUCCUUCUUUUCGGAUCCGAAGGCCGAACUGCUCAUUUUCACCCGGACUGGAGCAAUGGAGCUGCUGCUGUCAAAGGAACCAAGGUGCUUAAUGGAGGAAGGUAUUAUUGGGAAAUUCGAGUGUCUCAGAGGAUCUUUGGAACGAGCAUGAUGUUCGGUGUUGGAACUGCGAGGGCUCGAUUGCACGUGGAUGCCUUUGUAAAUCUGAUCGGAGAAGACGAGAACAGUUGGGGAUUGAGCCACAAAGGCCUGUUAUGGCACAACGGACGCUGGAGGAAUUUCACCCGUCCCUUCCCGGAGAACGUUCCAUGCCGUCUGGGGCUGUACUUCGACGGCGUGGCCGGGACGCUCACUUUCUACAAGGACGACCAGCUCCUGGGCGUGGGAUUCCGGGGUCUGGACAAGGUGAAGGAUGCCCUCUUCCCCAUGGUGGCUUCCACGGCUGCAAAGACGGAGAUGACCCUGAGCGUCUUGAAACGAGAACACACUAGUCUUCAGGACUGGUGUCGGACGGCAAUCUUGAAGGAAACGAAACGGUCUGGAUCGGACGGAACGAACGGCAUUCGGUGUCUGGAAAUCCCGACUCGACUGAAGACCUAUCUCCUCGAUUCCCUCGCUCCACCGCUUUAGCCUUUAUUUUCGUAUUCCCAGCAUGAUCUCAUUCCAUCGUGUCCCCGUGCCGCGACUUCCCCGUUUUUCACCGUGUAUAGACUUCGUCCUUGGGGACCAUAUCGCCGAUGGUUUUUGUACUCCCUAGUAUUUAUGAAAAUCUAGCAAAUCGUCUCGUGGAUUCUGCCAUCGUGCCAUAUUCCAUGUCUCUAAAGUACUUCUACUCAGAAAUACUCCAGGCCGAAAUCGUGCAAUGUCGCCGUGUAUGUAGAUACUGUACCAUGUAGCUUCUGGUCAGCAGAUCAUUCUCUAGAUUCACUCCAAGUUGAAAUUCUUCGGUUUUGGUCGCUCAGUCGUAUUCCCCGAUAUUCACCUGGAUUACUAUGUCCAGUGCGUGUCCCAUGAGCCAUGACCAUCCGGUACACACACCAGCACGAUUAUUAUCGGUAGUCCGCAGUGCACAAUGGGACUCAUUAAAGCAUAUCCGCCUCGAGGCGAGUAUUUAAUCCAGAAACGAUUACAUUCCUCGAGUGUUCCUGAUUAGCACCAAAUUAAUAUAUUCAUUCGUGUCGAAUUCAGUUCCCCCGCGGGCCUGCUGAAUUUUCCUUUACUUGUGAUAUGGGGAAGUUGGUGGGAAUGUCUUCUAUGCACUGACAUCGAUUCCAGUGAUAAUUCAUCAUGUGCAUUUAAAAGUCCAUAUUCGUGCGUGUCUUGUCUCUGCUUCAUCUCCAAUUUUUAUGGAAUGAAUUGUACCGGUAAUAAACUUUUAUUCGAA
This is a messenger RNA of Darwinula stevensoni, 1627 nucleotides long. The record is from the annotation of a GenBank genome assembly. NCBI's taxonomy places the organism in Eukaryota, Metazoa, Arthropoda, Ostracoda, Podocopida, Darwinulidae.